Molecule: messenger RNA, 3225 nt
Organism: Meleagris gallopavo (turkey)
Lineage: Eukaryota; Metazoa; Chordata; Aves; Galliformes; Phasianidae
Gene: ACOX3
Product: acyl-CoA oxidase 3, pristanoyl
Biological process (GO): lipid homeostasis; fatty acid beta-oxidation using acyl-CoA oxidase
Cellular component (GO): peroxisome
Molecular function (GO): FAD binding; pristanoyl-CoA oxidase activity; fatty acid binding
Source: RefSeq, a predicted model, not a curated record
AAAUGAGGUCUGGGAAGACGUGAAUCCGGUCUCCGUUCAUUCUGGUAACUUAUAUGCAUUGCAUGCAGCUGAGCUCCCCUGGGUUGACCCUGCCUUCCCACCAGGUAUUCAAUCACUGAUUCAAGCUGACUUAGCAUUUCCACUACAUGUCUCAUCACUGGAACUGCACCUGGAACCCAUCUGGAAGUUGCACAUAGAAGUCUGACUAACAAUGGCACCCACACUGAAUGUGAAACAAGCCACUGGCAACCAAAGUUCCUGGAAUACUUUGCUACCAGAUUUCCCUAAGGGGCCUCUCUCCAAAUAUAGAAAGAAAGCUUCCUUCAACUGGAAAGAGAUGGCAAUGUUCCUCGAUGGUGAAGAUAUCAUCCGGCUUAAGAACAGAAUCUUCUCUGCUCUAGAAAGUGAUCCUUUCUUUGCACGUCAUCCUGGAGAAGAAUUGAGCCGUGAGAAGUAUCAGGAGCUGACAUUCCUGCGCUGUAAAAGACUCUUUGAAUAUGAUUUUCUUACUCAGCAAGAGAUCAUGGAGAACCCAUUGAAGAUACUGAAUUUGGUUAUCUGUAUAGGAAUGUAUGAUUGGUCUCCAUGUCUCCAAUUUUUCUUACAUUGUGGUGUAUUUGGAGGUACAAUUUUGAGUGCUUCAAAAAGGUUUGCCAACUUUGUGAAGAAAAUUUAUAACAUGGAGAUUUUUGGAUGUUUUGCUCUUACUGAACUCAGCCAUGGAACUAAUACAAAAGGCAUACGGACCACUGCCACAUUUGAUCAUAACACUCAGGAAUUUAUCAUCAAUUCUCCUGACUUUGAAGCUGCAAAGUUCUGGGUUGGUAAUAUGGGGAAACAUGCCACACAUGCAAUUGUGUAUGCCCAACUCUAUACUCCUGAUGGACAAUGCCAAGGAUUACAUUCCUUUAUUGUACAGAUUCGAGAUACGAAAACUCUCCUACCAAUGCCAGGUGUGAUGGUUGGUGACAUAGGAAAGAAAAUUGGGCAGAAUGGGUUGGAUAAUGGGUUUGCCAUGUUCCACAAUGUCAGGAUACCUAAAGAAAACAUACUGAAUAUAACUGGAGAUGUCUCACCUGAAGGAAAAUACUCAAGUUCUUUCACGGAUGUUAAGGAACGUUUUAGUGCAGCUCUUGGAUCCUUGUCCACUGGCAGAAUUCUGAUCACAGCAGUUUCUGCAACCAAUUUAAAGCUUGCCUUAUCGAUAGCCAUUCGCUUCUCAGCAACUCGCCGUCAGUUUGGACCGACUGAUGAAGAAGAAAUACCUGUUAUUGAAUAUCAAACACAGCAAUGGCGUCUUCUUCCAUAUCUGGCUGCUGCAUAUGCCUUAGAUUAUUUCUCCAAAUCACUGUUUGAGAACUUUGUGGAAUUUUAUGCAGGCUUGUUGACAAAGCAAAAGAGUCAGAGACAGGCUGAUUUGGGACGUGAGAUUCAUGCCUUAUCUGCUGCCAGCAAACCACUGUCUUCUUGGACUGCUCAGCAGGCAGCCCAGGAGUGUCGAGAAGCUUGUGGAGGACAUGGUUACCUUGCCAUGAAUCGUCUGGGUGAAAUCCGGAAUGAUAAUGAUCCAAACUGCACAUAUGAGGGAGAUAACAAUGUCCUGCUUCAGCAAACCAGCAACUACUUAAUGAGCUGGAUGAAUUGCAUUAGAAAUAAAGUGCCUUUUGAAUCUCCUCUUGGAACAAUAAACUUUCUUCAAGACUACCAUCAUAUCAUUGGCUGGAAAUUCAAAGCCAAUAGUGUUGACGAUUGCAUGGACUCCUCAGCUCCUUUAGCAGCAUAUAAAUGGCUGGUUUGCUACUUGCUCCGAGAAAGUGACCUAAAGCUGAGAAAGGAGAAGCAGUCUGGGCACAGUGAUUUUGAGGCAAAAAACAACUGUCAGGUGUAUUUCUGUCGAUCAUUAGCCAUUGCUUUUGUUGAACAAACAGUCUUACAAAGAUACCAUGACUACACUCAUGAUCCCAACAUACCAUCUACUCUGCAACCCGUGCUUAAAAAUCUCUGUGCUCUGUAUGGACUCUGGUCUUUAAGUAAACAUCUGGCUGUGCUCUAUCAAGGUGGCUAUGUUUCAGGUGAACAAGCUGGUAGAUUUAUUCAAAAUGCUAUUCUAGAGCUUUGUAGCAGGUUGAAAGAUGAUGCAGUUGCCCUUGUUGAUGUCUUUGCUCCUCCUGACUUCAUUCUCAACUCUCCUAUUGGUAAAGCUAGUGGGGAGUUAUAUAAAAAUAUGUGGGCUGAGAUCCUUCAAGGCAACAAAGCUCUGAGCAGACCUUCGUGGUGGGCAGAAUUUUGUAUUAAUAAACCUGUUACAGGAAGGCUGAGUUCAAGACUGUAAACCAAACAACUUGAAAGAAGCUGGAGGAUAGGCCAUAUUUCAGACAUCAGGAGGAAAUGAGUCUGUGUGUCAAACAUUGAAAGAGAUUUUCAUCAAGGAGUGCCAAGUUUUAAAGUAACUUUGAAAUAAAGUCCAACUUGUCUCAAGGACUCUUAACAUAAUAAUGACAGGAGAAGGAGCAACACAUCUGCAGACUGUUCAUAUUUACUCAAAUGCAAAGAAUGAAGAUUCAUAGUGAUUAUUUCUUUGAAAAGUUUCUAUAAGUAAAAUGUUCCAAUCAUUCUCUUGUCUUCACAGGCAUAUUACAGAAGUUAGAUAAUUAACAUUUCCACUAGGGUUAAUGAGCAAGCUGAACAAAAGUAUUUUUUUCAAGAUUCUAGGAUAAUAUUAUUAAAAUGAAAGGGAAUUGGAAGGAAAAAGGCAUCAAGAACACCAACAGUGAGAAACCUGUAGAAGGGGAUGGGAAUCAUUUCCCACAGCUGCUUUAAGUCCUUGAAGCACUUCUGAUUUACUUCAUAUGCUCUAUGUUAAACGAAUAAUUGUGUACAUACAAGUAAUUGAACGUGACUCAUGCAUACAUUUUAAAAUGUAAGAUAGUACAAACAAAAAAAUCUUGUUUAUGUUCUUUGCUGAUUGUAACAUUUUCACUACUGCAGAACUAAUGUCAAGCUUGGGCUACGGUGACAAACAGAAAUUGCACCUAUGUUUUGGGUCAGAAUAUACUCAGAUGGAUUGUAAUAAAUAUGGUGUUACAAGAACACAUGACAGUGAUAGGCAUUACUGAAUGUAUUGGGAUUUUUCUCUUUCAGCUAUGCGAAGUCUAAAAUAAUUUUAACUGUUAUACUUUUCUUCAGAAAUGGAACAGACUAACAAAAUUUUGAAAAUUUGAAUAU